Penicillium waksmanii is the source of this 300-nucleotide messenger RNA. RefSeq lists its product as uncharacterized. The record is from RefSeq and is a predicted model, not a curated record. The transcript has a single exon. NCBI's taxonomy places the organism in Eukaryota, Fungi, Ascomycota, Eurotiomycetes, Eurotiales, Aspergillaceae. Bases 1 to 300 code for a protein of 99 amino acids.
AUGGCUGUUCUCAAGGAAGUCUCGGACAUUGUCAUCCCCAGCUUCUUUACAGUCGUUUUCACUAUCUUCGCUAUUCUAGCCCUCAUCGCCACCAUAUCGGCCAUAAACAUCUCCUUCCUCAUCUCCUUCCUCGUCGAUUUUACCCUCAUGGCUAUCCCGAUUAGCUUAACUAUGCUGGCCCUCACUGCCCUCUUGAUCGUGAUGAUGGCCCUCAUCGACCCAGUCUACACGCUUCGGCAAAUCAAAAUGUUUCGCGCUGUGGGUCCUUUGCACAUUCUGGGAUCCUGCGACCAGAACUGA